Molecule: messenger RNA, 694 nt
Organism: Condylostylus longicornis
Lineage: Eukaryota; Metazoa; Arthropoda; Insecta; Diptera; Dolichopodidae
Exons: 2
Coding region: 129-626 (165 amino acids)
Source: RefSeq, a predicted model, not a curated record
UCAGACGAACUUUUGGUCUCUAAAAGCGAAAUUUAUUUCGAAAGAAUUUUUAAAAAUUUAAUAUCAGCAGAAGUGCUUAAAUAAAAUACUUUUUUAAGACAAUCGAAACAAUAAAACUCUAUAUCAAAAUGAGAAAAGUUUAUUCUUUAGUUUGUGCUGUUUUGUGUAUUGCUGUUGCAUCAGCAGUCAGUAUGCCAGCAAUUCAAUCUGGAACUAUUGAUGAAGUAGUUCUUGUUGAAAGCAUAGAAGAUUUCAUAAAACAAAAUCCAGAUGUUACUGUUACUCCAAUGAAUAAAGAAAUUCCAGCUGUUAAAGCCAAAGCUUUCGGACAAAAAGCCCCAAUUCGUUACACAAUGGGACGUCUCAGCUCAUCUGAUCGAGUAUUAUCGAAUGGACAAAAUAGCUACUAUUAUCCAACUUUACAGGAUGUUAAACUUCAACUUAGCUAUCCUCAAUCUGGCGUUGGUGGUAUUGUAACUUAUGUUGAAAUUAUUGUUGAACAAUCAUCUGGAAAUGGUCAAGCUUAUAUUGUUGCGGGACGUAUUGGCGAAAGAUUUAUUCGUAUUGUUGUAGAAGCUAAACAAACCUCAUAUUUUAUUUACAGAGCUGCAUUUUAUGGAUAUUAAAUUUUAAAAAUCUUUUAUAAAUAUCACAAGCAAAAUUUAGUUCAAAAGAAAAAAUUUAAAAAAUAAAA